GAGGAAAAGACACGUAACCGGGAGACCCGCAGACCGGGAAGAUGUUCUGUUUCGGGGUUAAAUCCGGGAGGUCGUCGGUGUCUUUACACAAGUGGGAUCAUUCGCUCUUUGCCAGCCGGACCAGAAUCCUCUCCUCCUUCUGCAGUGACGGACCUGGCUGACAGCGCCUCCUUAGAUCAGAGCCAAGACUCCUCUUCUACUUGGUCUCCUGAGCAAGGACCCCCACCUGCUCCCACCCAUUGCUGCAUGAGUGGUUGCCAUAACUGCGUUUGGAUUGAACAUGCGGAGCAGCUCCUGGCGUAUUAUCAUGAUGGAGGAGAUAGAGCGCUUGCUGCCAUAGAGGAAAAUGUUCUUGAUGAGAAUCUCAAGGCAUAUCUUAAGAUGGAGAUCAAACUGCUGAAAAAGACGUGAUGCUUUCCAUGGACUCCCACUCAUGGACUCGUGUGGUCAGAUUUUUAUUCAGUUUAUGGGCUUUAUGUAGGCUCACAAGAAAAUGUUGAAGCGUCCUUUGACGAUGAUGCAUUGUGUCUCUUUAAGUAGUGUAAUGUUUUGACUGUGGAAAGUAUCUGUUUUCUUUUCUCCAGUCAGUGUCAUAUUCCUGUAGCUUUAAUUCACAAAUGCACAUUUUUUGAAAAUCAUCUGUGUGUUGUAAUUUAGUUAUGUUCUAUUUUAAUAAGUUUCUCAGAGAUUUUCUUUCAUUAAAGUUUGUUCUAUUUAUUUUAA
Molecule: messenger RNA, 723 nt
Organism: Xiphophorus maculatus (southern platyfish)
Lineage: Eukaryota; Metazoa; Chordata; Actinopteri; Cyprinodontiformes; Poeciliidae
Gene: oxld1
Product: oxidoreductase like domain containing 1
Exons: 2
Cellular component (GO): mitochondrion
Source: RefSeq, a predicted model, not a curated record